AUGCCGACAACGCAGCGCCCAUUUCUUACCAACUUUCUAGCUGCUUUCAGAGCACAUUCUAUUAUCCAACAGAGCAAAGCCUCUACAUCUUCAAGCUCGUCAGUGCCAGCAGCACAUUCUGUAUCACACCCUCAGUCCGCCUCACCCUCUCAGCCCAGGUCGAUUACUACUGGGGCAAAGGGGAGUGCUACAACCUUAACGUCACUUCAUUCUCCAUGUACAAACUCUACAAGUCCAUCUUCACGAUCACCAGUACAGCCGUCAGAAAUCGAAAAAAAUCAUUCAAGCCAUACUACUGCUAGACGAGGAAGUGAUAGCUCGAGUGAAGACUUCAGAGAUGUGCUCGGCACUGAAAAAUGGUACAUAGGUGGGCGAACCGCUACUGGAGAAGAGAAAUAUUUCAAGCUAGGUGUCGUAAAACGACAUAGAAGUCAGGAUAGAUGGAGUUUGGACAGGCUAAGUUUAUAA
Molecule: messenger RNA, 468 nt
Organism: Blumeria graminis f. sp. triticale
Lineage: Eukaryota; Fungi; Ascomycota; Leotiomycetes; Helotiales; Erysiphaceae
Source: the annotation of a GenBank genome assembly